Molecule: messenger RNA, 2787 nt
Organism: Anopheles nili
Lineage: Eukaryota; Metazoa; Arthropoda; Insecta; Diptera; Culicidae
Gene: lqf
Product: epsin-1
Exons: 12
Coding region: 1-2580 (859 amino acids)
Biological process (GO): endocytosis
Cellular component (GO): plasma membrane; clathrin vesicle coat; endosome
Molecular function (GO): clathrin binding; phospholipid binding
Source: RefSeq, a predicted model, not a curated record
AUGACCCCCAACCCAUCUUCCCCCACACCACGAUUGAGGAAAGCCGACACACAAAUGAACGUAGCUGGCAUACGUCGAAACAUCAAAAAUCUUGCCCACAACUACUCCGAUGCACAGGUGAAGGUCCGAGAGGCCACCUCCAACGACCCAUGGGGACCAUCAUCCACGAUCAUGGCGGAAAUCGCCGACCUCUCGUACAAUGUGGUGGCAUUUUCCGAAAUCAUGCAGAUGAUCUGGAAGCGUAUGAACGAUCACGGCAAAAACUGGCGCCAUGUCUACAAAGCAUUGCUGUUGCUCGAGUAUCUCAUCAAAACUGGCACGGAAAAGGUGGCACAACAGUGCAAGGAAAACAUCUACGCCAUCCAAACGCUGAAGGAAUUCCAGUACAUGGAAGAGGGCAAGGAUCAAGGCAUGCACGUGCGCGAAAAGGCGAAACAGCUCGUGUCCCUGCUGAAGGACGACGAGCGAUUGAAGAACGAGCGGGCUCGUGCGCUAAAAGCGAAGGAACGUUUUGCCCGAACAGCUAGCGGAUUCGGAAGUGACGGUUCGAUCGACGGUCCAACGCAGCGUGAUCCGAGGCCGCCGAAUUGGGGCGAAGGAGAACCGAUCGCAGGUGCGGCAGCUACCGGUGGCGUUGGUGGCAAACCAGUGUCCGAGAUUGAAUUUGUCCGGCCACAGACGGUGGGCGAGGAGGAACUGCAGCUCCAGCUGGCGAUGGCAAUGUCCCGCGAGGAGGCAGAACAGGAAGAGCAGAAACGACGCAGCGACGAUGUGCGGUUGCAAUUGGCACUGAGUCAAAGCGAGCAGGACUUUAAGAAAGAUCAAGAUCCUAAGGAAGGCGGUGGUAGUGCGCUGGUUGAUUUGCUGGACAUUUCAUUCGGUGCUGCUGCCAUCAGUAGCCCGUCUCAGCAGCCACUUGCUGGACCAUCCGGUACCAGUGGUUCUAUUGAUCCGUGGGGUAUGCCCACGGCAGGAGGAUCCCGACAAAUGGCUUCGGAUCCAUGGUCAAGAACAUCAUCCCCUCCGGCGGUAGUUGAUCCUUGGCUGAAUACGGCAUCCGCUUUACCUACAGCCGGAGCAUCCUCUUCGAAACCACCUGCGAUGCUGCGUACGGAACCGUGGCAACCUCGUACGAAAUCACCGUCGGCAACGUCCGGAUCAUCGGUAGAAGGAUGGUUACAUAAUGGUGCGGGUGCUGUCGGUGGUUCCGCAACGAUGCUGACGAAUGGUCCAGGCUCAUCAAACGGAAACCUUGACCCUUGGCUCAACAAAACAAAUGCUGCCGGCCCGAGUGCGCCACUGCAAGCAGCUGCCGGGGAUCCAUGGCAAACGAACAAAAGAUCCACACCAGUACCACCGGCCGCUACGAGCGGUGAUCCUUGGCAGUCAAAUCCUACCAAACUUGAUCCAUGGGCACCGGUUGGCAGUAACUCUGGUAGCGUUGGUGACCUGGGAGCAGCAUUCGGUGGCGUGAGUGUUCCGAUGAAUCGACCAUCACCUGUCGGUGCCAUCACCUCACCGGUAUCCGAUUUGGAUGAGUUUGACAUCAUUACCAAGCGAGCUGCUAGCAGCAGCAGUGCUACCAAUAAUAAUAAUCAUAAUACCGCUAGUAACAAUCUGAACAACAACAGCUCUUUGCUGCUGGGUGAUCUAGAUCCGCUGUCAUCCUCCGGGACGAACUCAAGCUCGCCGAGUAUGGGAGUGACGACGGCGGCGAAAAAGACGCCACAGUCGUUCCUAGGUGAAAACUCGUCACUUGUAAAUCUGGACAAUCUAAUCAAACCAAACGGUAGCGGUGUGACGGCACCUUCGGCUUCGUCUACGGCCUACAACCCGUUCGGGGAAACUGGUGCAUCCGGUGCACCCGUGCAAAAGAACCUAUUCCAACAGAAUCAACCUCAGGUUCCGUCCAUCAAUCAGCUGAAACAAUCACCGUUUCCAGUGACGCUCAAUCAGGAUCCUUGGGCACCGGUUUCUAAUAUGAAUACAGCGCAACAUCCUGAUGAUGAGAGCGAAGGCUUACAGUAUGCUGCCGUAGACAUAAACGCAAAUAGCGAUUUGCCAGCAACGAUUAGCAACGAGUUAGCGAACACCAACCGGCAACAUCAACAGUACCAUCUCGACUGGAAGCCAACGGCUGCGAGCAACACUUAUUCGACAAGCACUGUUGCCACGGAGCACAUUGAUUGUCGUUUAAGUGACGGUAAUGUCGCCGACGAUACUAGCGAAGACGAUAUUUUCAACACCACGUACACAUUGCUGCCCUCUACCAUCGGGGGUGAUAGUGAUAGACAUUUAACGGCUGCCCAGCUGGACAGCACGCGCCCAUUGCGCCAGCUGUACGAUUUUCAUUUCGCCGUCGACGAUGACGUGCUCGAUGUCAGCCCUAGUGCGAUGUCGAGAAGUGGUGUUGCUUUUGGCACAACCACCGACACGAUGAAUCAUAACGAUCAUCCCCGACAAGGCAGCAAUGCGGGUUUUAUAGACACGUGCCAUACUAACAACAAUUACCAAAGCAACCUGAACAACAACAGUGCGCCCUGGAUGAAUCCUCAAUCGUCGAACCCAUUCCUAUCGUAAAAAGCGACCACCGGUUUGAAGGCGCAGCGCCGCCAAAGCAGCAAACAUCUUUUAACAGUUCGGUACCGGUUAUUUUUCAGGCGCCGAGAUAAACUAGUUAUAUACAUUUUAAAUAUUAACCGAACAGAAACCGAAACGGGGAAAUGGCACCGUGUAUGAAAUGGCUUUUGACAAAUCAAUGCUCUGGCGAAAUUUAAAAAAUAAUCG